Molecule: messenger RNA, 420 nt
Organism: Dictyostelium discoideum AX4
Lineage: Eukaryota; Evosea; Eumycetozoa; Dictyosteliales; Dictyosteliaceae
Gene: rpl26
Product: S60 ribosomal protein L26
Exons: 2
Coding region: 1-420 (139 amino acids)
Biological process (GO): translation
Cellular component (GO): ribosome; large ribosomal subunit
Molecular function (GO): structural constituent of ribosome; RNA binding
Source: RefSeq, a predicted model, not a curated record
AUGAAAAGAAACACUAACGUCAGCUCAUCCCGUAGAAAGUCAAGAAAAGCACACUUCACCGCCUCAUCAGGUGAAAGACGUAUCCGUAUGUCUGCUGCUUUAUCUCACGAUUUAAGAACUAAAUACAACGUUAGAUCUCUUCCAAUCAGAAAAGACGACGAAGUCCGUGUUGUCUGUGGUGAUAACAAGAAUCACGAAGGUAAAGUUGUUGCCUGUUACAGAAAGAAAUACGUCAUCCACAUUGACAAACUUACCGUCACCAAAACCAACGGUAACACUGCUCAAAUUGGUGUCAGUCCAUCAAAUGUCAUCUUAACUAAAUUAAAAUUAGAUAAAGACAGAAAAGCUUUAUUAGAAAGAAAAAACAGAACCGUCGCUGCUGAUAAGGGUAAAGUCAAAGUCUCUGCUGACGUCAACUAA